This is a messenger RNA of Sorex araneus (European shrew), 951 nucleotides long. RefSeq names its product olfactory receptor 14A2-like. Gene Ontology annotation, biological process: G protein-coupled receptor signaling pathway. The record is from RefSeq and is a predicted model, not a curated record. NCBI's taxonomy places the organism in Eukaryota, Metazoa, Chordata, Mammalia, Eulipotyphla, Soricidae. Bases 1 to 951 code for a protein of 316 amino acids. The transcript has a single exon. Gene Ontology annotation, cellular component: membrane. Gene Ontology annotation, molecular function: olfactory receptor activity; G protein-coupled receptor activity.
AUGGGCAACCUGACGGGCAGCACGGACUUCUGCCUGGUGCAGUUCUCCGCCUCCCAGGAGCUGCAGUGGCUGCACGGAGCCCUGUUCCUACUCGUCUACCUGGGCUCGCUCCUGGGCAACCUGCUCAUCGUCCUGCUGGUCAGCCUGGACCGCUGCCUGCACACGCCCAUGUACUUCUUCCUGAAGCACCUGUCCCUGCUGGACGCCGGCCUCAUCUCCGUCACCGUGCCGCGCCUCGUCGCCGGCUCCUUCUCGCACCGCAGCUGCAUCCCGCGGGCCGGCUGCCUGCUGCAGGUGCUGCUGGUCAUCCACUUCGCGGGCUCUGAGCUCUUCCUGCUCACGGCCAUGGCGUAUGACCGCUAUGUGGCCGUCUGCCACCCGCUGCACUACGAGGUCGUCAUGGGCAGGGCCCUGUGCGUGCGCUUCGCCGUGGCCUCCUGGGGCCUGGGGGGCCUGUUCGGGAGCCUGUACGCGGGCGGCACCUUCUCCCUGUCUUUCUGCGGCUCCAGGAGGGUCCCCCAGUUCUUCUGUGACGUGCCGGCCCUGCUGAAGAUCUCCUGCUCGACCGACCACAUGGCCAUCAGCGUCAGCGUGGCGGCCGGGGUCGUGUACGCGCUCUUCUGCUUCGUGUCUGUCGGCUUCUCCUACGUCAGCAUCUUCCACACGGUGAUGCGGAUCCCGUCGCUGCAGGGCCGCACCAAGGCCUUCUCCACCUGCGUCCCCCACCUCACCGUCAUCACCACCUUCAUUGUCACAGGCACGGCUGCCUACCUGAAGCCAGUGCCCGACUCCCCGGGGCUGCUCGACCUCCUGGUGUCCGCGCUCUACUCUGUUCUGCCCCCGUCACUGAACCCCCUCAUCUACAGUCUGAGGAACAAGGAGAUCAAGGCUGCACUGGGGAGGCUGCGGUGGAGACUCAGCCACUCUCGGCUCUGCGAGGGAAGGCCGUGA